GUUAACGCUCCGUAGCGUAGCGUAGUCAUAUCUUUCUAUCAUUCUUCCAUAUGUAUAGCGUAAACGACUGGCACCUUGGCUACGCACCCUGGUAUUUAAUCGUACGAUUAUUAAAAAAAACCGGCCAAGUGCUAGUCGGUCUCGCGCACGAAGGGUUCCGUACCAUUAUCUAAAUAUCACUUUUUUGUAUGGGAGCCCCCUUCUGUAUUUAGUUUAUUCUGUUUUUAGUAUUUGUUGUUAUAGCGGCAACAGAAAUACAUAAUCUGUAGAAAUUUCAACUGGCUAACUAUCGCGGUUCAUGAGAUACAGCCUGGUGACAGACGGAUGGACGGACGGACAGUGGAGUCUCAGUAAUAGAGUCCCGUUUGACCCUUGGGUACGGAACCCUAAAAAAAUAGCGAAACCAAACAAGUGCCGUGAAAUUUCAAUAUUAGAAGUCGACGAACAUUCAAUUUGAAACACUAAUAAUGAAUUGGGUGUGUUAAUUAAUUUCUAAUCGGCAUAUAAAAACAAAACGUACGUCCAUACUCCAUGGCGUUUAAAAACUAUCAUGUUAGGAGCACUUGUGUUGGCGUGUGUUUGUGGGUUGGCUUCCAUAGCCUCCGGUUGUGAAGAGAGAACAGUCAUCAAACCACAUCUGAAAAAACUGAGACUACAUCCUGACCUUGCUGAAGAUGCUAAUUUGAGAGUGCCAAGUUUGGUCCGGAAGUACGGGUACCCACUGGAGGAACACCAGGUCACCACCAGCGACCAGUACGUCCUGACCAUGCACCGGAUUCCCUACGGACGAUAUAACAACAGGAAAAGAAACAGGCCUGUCGUUUUCGUUAUGCACGGACUUUUAUCUUCUUCUGCAGAUUUUGUUGUGACUGGACCUGGGAAAGCUUUAGCUUACAUUCUAGCCGAGGAAGGCUUCGACGUAUGGCUCGGCAACGCCCGUGGCAACCGCUACUCACGCCAGCACGCCUACCUAAACCCCAGGAACCCUAACUUCUGGAAGUUCUCCUGGGACGAGAUCGGGAACAUAGACUUGCCGGCCAUGAUUGAUUAUGUUUUGGUGAAGACGAAUAAAAGGAAGCUUCAUUACAUAGGGCAUUCACAGGGCACCACAUCUUUCUGGGUCAUGUGCUCGCUGAGACCCGAAUACAACCACAAGAUUAUCUCCAUGCACGCCCUGGCCCCUGUGGCUUAUUUAUCUCACAAUAAGUGUCCUCUCCUGCAUGUUAUAGCACCGUUUUCUAAUUUCAUCGCUAAAUUUCUAGCUAUGAUCGGAAAAGCAGAAUUUAUGCCUAACAAGCUCCUUUUGAAGUGGGCCGGAGCGGCACUCUGCAGAGACGGGGCUAUCUUUCAAGAGCUCUGCAGCAACAUAUACUUCCUGAUUGGUGGUUGGAACUCCGUGGAGUUAAACAGGACUAUAAUCCCAGUAAUCCUAGGCCACUUCCCAGCAGGCGCGUCCGUCUACCAAAUUGCCCACUACGGCCAGGUCAUGGCUAGCAAGGAGUUCCGUCGCUUCAACUACGGUCUCGCCAACAUAAGGAUCUACAAAAACAUGAGACCACCACGAUACGACCUGCACAAAAUUACAGCUCCAGUAUUCUUUCAUUACUCCUUAUCUGAUCCCUUGGCACAUGUCAAAGAUGUAGAAAGAUUGGGAAGGGAGAUCGGUAAUCUUAAAGCAAUGCGGGUCAUACCUAUGAGCACUUUCAGCCACUUUGAUUUUCUUAUGGGAAUAAACGCGAAGAGGCUUGUGUAUGAUCAGGUCAUUUCUGAUAUGAGGAGAAUGGAAAGGAAAUAAAUAUUUUGGAAUACA
This is a messenger RNA of Cydia pomonella (codling moth), 1810 nucleotides long. RefSeq names its product lipase 3-like. Lineage: Eukaryota; Metazoa; Arthropoda; Insecta; Lepidoptera; Tortricidae. The record is from RefSeq and is a predicted model, not a curated record. The coding region runs from base 551 to 1795 and encodes 414 amino acids. The transcript is spliced from 7 exons. Gene Ontology annotation, biological process: lipid metabolic process. Gene Ontology annotation, molecular function: hydrolase activity, acting on ester bonds.